Molecule: messenger RNA, 2988 nt
Organism: Menidia menidia (Atlantic silverside)
Lineage: Eukaryota; Metazoa; Chordata; Actinopteri; Atheriniformes; Atherinopsidae
Source: the annotation of a GenBank genome assembly
GCGCUUCCUGCUUCGUCCCGCGGAAGGAAAUCCACCAAGACGUGAACGCGUCUGUUCCCCCACAAAACCUGCCGGAUCCGGGUCCAAACCACUCGACCCGUGUCAGAAUCUGGUUUAGGACCGAUUUGGGUCCGGAUUCCCGCUGGAGUCCCGGCGGAAAACAUCUGUGCGCGACCAUGAACGGAGGAUCUCUCCGGACAUAAACAAACGCUCUGACCGGGGGUCCUGAUGGGGCCCCAGCGGGAGGAGGGCGACCGGGACCGACGGGAGCGCUGGGCGGAGCUGUUCGACCAGCUCGACCUCAACAAAGAUGGCCGCAUCGACCUCCGGGAGCUGCGGGCGGGGCUGAAGGGGCGGGGCCUGUCCAGAGGCUCCCUGGAGAGGAUGGUGAAGGUCGGAGACACCAACCAGGAUGGCGUUCUGGACUUCGAGGAGUUCAUCCAGUACCUGAGUAACCACGAGAAGCAGCUCAGACUCAUGUUUCACCGCCUGGACCGGAACAAUGACGGUCAGAUCGACGCGGCAGAGAUCCGGGACUGUCUCCGCUCCAUCGGUGUGAAUAUAAGCAAGGAGGACGCCACCAGGAUUUUAAAGAGUAUGGACAAAGAUGGCACCAUGACCAUAGACUGGAACGAGUGGCGAGACCACUUCCUGUUCAACCCUCUCACCAACAUGGAGGAUGUGGCCCGCUUCUGGAAGCGCUCAAUGAUGUUGGACACAGGCGAGCAGCUGUCAGUCCCGGAUGACUUUUCGGAGGAGGAGAAGAGGUCCGGUUAUGUGUGGCGGCAGCUGCUGGCCGGAGCCGUGGCCGGUUCCGUGUCCCGCACCGGGACGGCUCCCCUGGACCGGCUCAAGGUCUUCAGACAGGUUCACGGCUCCUCGGAUUUCAAAGGCAACGCACUGAGGGCCUUUCAGUCCAUGUUUAAAGAGGGAGGCCUGUGGUCGCUGUGGAGGGGGAACGGCGUCAACGUCUUAAAAAUCGCACCCGAAAUGGCGAUCAAGUUCACAGCGUACGAACAGAUCAAGAGUAUGAUGCGUGGGGGGAACGAAGCUACGACCCUGAGGGUCCAUGAGAGGUUUGUCGCUGGCUCUCUGGCUGGAGCCACGGCUCAGACUGCCAUCUAUCCCCUGGAGGUGUUGAAGACCCGUCUGACUUUGAGAAAAACCGGCCAAUUCUCGGGAAUAGCCGACUGUGCCAAACAGAUCCUGCGGCGGGAAGGCCUGGCGGCCUUUUAUAAAGGCUACGUCCCCAACCUGCUGAGCAUCGUCCCGUACGCCGGCAUCGACCUGGCCGUCUACGAGACCCUGAAGCUGGCGUGGCUGAACAGGAACCGAGGCCUGGCCGACCCGGGGGUGACGGUUCUGGUCGGAUGUGGAGCGGUUUCCAGCACCUGUGGGCAGCUGGCCAGUUACCCACUGGCUCUGAUCCGCACACGGAUGCAAGCGCAAGAUUCAGUGAGGGGGGACCCUAAACUCUCCAUGCUCUCGUUGCUUCGCAACAUUGUGAUCCAGGAGGGCGUCGCCGGGCUUUACAGGGGAAUCUCCCCCAACCUGCUGAAGAUCGUCCCCGCCGUCAGCGUGUCCUACGUGGUCUACGAGUACACCAGGAUAAUGAUGGGAGUGGACAUCGAGGGUGGAAUAUAGAGAAGACGGGGAGCUGAGGGUGAGAGGAACCCGAAGGUGCUGCACAGUGGAGAAGUUACAAACUCAGGAUUUAUAUAGACAUGUCUUAAAGAAAAUACUACUACGAAUCUACUCUAAUAACUACUGGCUGUUGCUGAAAUGAUCACUUGGAGCAAAUGGAGGAGGGUGGAACCACACUGAGCUGCCUCCCCUCUGUGUGAUACUCAUGAAUAAAGCACAUGCAAAGACGUAAGUUUUAAGGUCGAGAAGCUGUCAAAGCCUGAUCGAGAAGAGCAAAGUGUUCAAAUAACAUUUGAUGUGCUCAUGCGUGUCAUCAGUGUUCCUGAAGUGGAGCCUGGCCGGUAGAUAUGCCAUUUAUAGCAGCAAAUUGAAAUAUUUAUGACGUUAAUUAAACUUUUAUGACAGAGAGAUCAAAAGAUGGUGUGUGAAACAGUAAAUUAGUGGAUUGGGAUGAAAUUUAAGUCAGUGAUUGUUGUGGAGAGCCAAAGAAAAACAACAACUUAAACCAAUAAAUUAAUGCAGAAAUGCCCAAUACUCAGAAACAUGCGUUGUUUCCCCUUGAAAAAUAGUAUUUUUAUAAAUGUUGUAGAGCUCUAAGACCAUCCCAUGAUGAUGGAAUGACGUCUACUUUUAACUUAUAGUGAAUAUUUUCAUCAUGUGCAAAGUAUUAUUAUUAUUACAUGCAUGCUCCAGGCUUUUAUUUUUAAAGAAGAGGAUUUAUAUGUUUUGUUGUAAAUUAAAAUAUACUGGUCAAAUACAAACACUAAUUAAACUAUUUUUCUGUUUAAAUUUAUUCAUUAUUAACGUCCCUGGCUCUGUUUCAGAAAGAUCAAAGAGCUGAAAUGACUAAGAAAAGUGCAUAAACUGGAUUAUCUAUUUAUUUAGGAUUUUCUAUGUGUAUGUUUAUCUGUAGUUUCAUUUGCUACUGGUUAUUACUGGUUACCACCCACAUCUUUAACUGAAAUAAUCACGAUAAAAAAAAGAAUACAAAAAUAAAAACAGCAGAUUGAAACUCUCAGUUGGAUGCACCUGAAAAAGCUACCAGGCAGAAUCCUAAUCAAAAGCCAGAACCAGGUCAGCUGGACCUAGUUGAGUGCAACAUUAGAGGGGUUCAUUAAUCUGAUCUACUGUGUGCAUAGUAACUCAGAGGAUCUGGUUUCAUUUUGAGGUACUUUAUGCCAAAAAACAUUUUUAUCGUGAGAUAUUCUUAAUAUUUUUUUGUAUAAAUGCUGAUCGCUCUGUGUGCAUGCUGCUGUCUUUGCCAGGGAUCUUUUGGAGAACAGAUGUUUAAAUCUCAAUGAGACUUUUUGUGGUUACAAAAAGAUUUAAUAAAAUUGUUUCAAG